Molecule: messenger RNA, 1467 nt
Organism: Asterias rubens (European starfish)
Lineage: Eukaryota; Metazoa; Echinodermata; Asteroidea; Forcipulatida; Asteriidae
Exons: 6
Coding region: 92-862 (256 amino acids)
Molecular function (GO): protein binding
Source: RefSeq, a predicted model, not a curated record
CGACAAGCGAGCGGGCCGCACGUGUGUUUAUUUUUGACAGCUAUCUCCUGGCCUUCUUUCCUCCAAGUAAAGUGCAGAUCUCUUGGCAACAAUGGACGCUACAAGUUCUGCACCACCACCAAGGAGAUGGAUUGGACGAGGUAGAGGCGUCUUGGGUCUUCAACUGGCCAAGGAAAAAAGACCAGGACAUCAACAACAGGAGCAAGAACGAUUCUCUACGCCUUCCUCCAACCAGAAUGACAGAUUGACAGAAAAUUCCAAACAGCAGUCCACAGGUUCUGAGAGACGACAGCCUCAACAGAAUGCCAGUAAUACUAAUAGCAACAUGAGGACUGAAAACGAAAACAGCCUAGGUAGAACUCAAGUUCAAAACGGUGCCAGUAAGCAUGGUGAUGCUGCAACCUCAAAGACAAAAGCAAAGACGUUGCUCGCUAAGUACAGCUACAAAGUAAACCCUGCCAGUCCACUGGGUGCCCCUGAGCUAGGGGUCAAACAAGGUCAGAAGCUCACCCUAGUAGAGAAACAUCCAACAAAUGAACAUUGGUGGAAGGUCCAGGAUGAAGCUGGGGGUAUUGGAUUCGUUCCAGCCUCGUAUAUGUUGAUUCAAGAGAUAAAGAUUAGCUCCUUGCCCUGGUUGGAAAAACCUAAACAAGAAGAGCCUGUAGUCAGCGAAAAGCCUGUAUUCAAACCGUACGUCUCGGCAUACAACAAACCAACGGAUAAGAGCACCGCUGAAAAACAGUACUACUGCGCCAUUUGCCAAAAACAGUUGAACGGUCCCAAACCUUACGGUGCUCAUAUGACCAGCAAGGCUCAUAAGGAGGAGGUUGAGAUUGCUAAAGAUUAUGAGCAGAUGUCUUGAGAGGAUGUGGGGAGGGAUGAAGGAUGAGUAAGGUACAUGUAUACGAUGAGAUGGCUUCGAUUUCAUUCUUGGAUUGCCAACAAAAAUAUGUUUUGCUAUCAAGCUAAGUGAAUCGUUUGUUGGAAAUGUAUCAGUAUGGAGAAAUGAGCCAAAACAAACCAGCACGGGUGAAAUUUUGAAAAAUGUUUUUUUGUUGUAUAUUUAAAAUCGUAAAAUAUUAUUAUAUUGACCCCUUGCACACACGUCACACGCGACUGUGCCAUGCUCACCAUUAUGGUGGUCAAUAGGUUUACAAGUAAACGCCACAUCGCCUUAAAUGCACACUUCACUGAAUUACGCACAGUGGCAUUGCCCACCAAUAUGGCGCAUCCAAGAUUAUUCUGAUGAUGACAGCAGAUGAAUUGGGUCAAUUGGCAACUUCCUUCCUUAUAAAUAAAAGCAAAAAGGGGAUAAAAUAGCAUUGAAAGAAACUGGCUGGUUUUCUAAAUUGACAUUUACAAAACAAGCAUCGCAUAGCCUGUGUUUGUGCGGCUAUUUUGUAAGUUGACAAAACAGCAUCGCAUAGCGUUCAAUAAACACAAACUCCAACGUGUACUUCAUAUUCA